AUGAAGCAAAGAUCCGUGGUAUUCGUGCUCAUAGACGGCCUUGCGGAUGUGUCACUGCACGAGCUGAAACAAAAGACGCCACUGGAGGCAGCACCAACGCCUGCUAUGGACGCUAUCGCCCAUGGUGGUCUAACGGGUCUUAUGGAUCCCGUUGAGCCUGGAUAUGCAUGCGGAAGUGAUACGGCACAUAUGUCGAUUCUUGGCUAUAAUCCUAUCGUUCACUAUCGUGGUCGCGGAUCAUUUGAAGCAAUGGGUGCUGGACUUCACAUGAGUAAGGGCGACGUUGCCUUCAAGUGUAAUUUUGCCACUGUCAAGAAGAAUGAAGAUGGUCAAGUAGUUGUUGAAAAGCGACGUGUGGAUCGCAAUUUUUCUGCUUGGGGCAUUGAACUGUGCAGCUUUUUGAAUGGACUGACGUUACCAGAAUUUCCUGGCCUAGUAGUAGCUACAAAACAUGCUACGGAACAUCGUUGUGGCAUUGUGUUCAAGGGUCCGGGGCUUUGUGAUAAAAUUACAGGCACCGACCCUUUGAAAGACAACCUUCCCCUGGUGGUAUCCACGCCGCUGAACGACACCCCGGAAGCUUCAUACACGAGCAAAGUGCUGAAUGCAGUCUCUGACGCUAUUCAUGAGCGACUGUCGAAUCACCCAAUCAACAAAGCACGCGAAGCUGAGAACAAGCCACCAGCGAAUGUAGUGCUGCUACGCGGACCAGGCGAACGUAUUGACGUCCUACCGUUUACUGAGCUGCAUGGAUUCACCCCUUUCAUGAUCGCCCCCACGUGCAUCAUCGCUGGUUUGGGCAUGUCACUGGACAUUGAGAUUGCUACUGCUCCUGGUGCCACAGGAGAUUAUCGCACCAAUUUACGAUCUAAGGCUGAAACGACGUUGCAGCUACUACGGGGUGGCAAAUACGACUUUGGCUUUGUCCACGUCAAGGCAGUCGACGAUGCUGGUCACGACCGUGAUGUAGAAAAGAAGCUGCACUUUAUUGAACAAUCAGAUGAAAUGAUUUCGUUGCUUCUGGAAGGUAUCCACACUGACUGCGGUGAUGAAGACAAUGAGGUGACUAUUGUUGUUACCGGUGAUCACACAACACCUGUCAAAUAUGGAGACCAUACGUUUGAACCGGUACCGUUCGCUAUUGCACGUGUUGGGGCUGCGUACGAGAGAUCACAGGUCGUCAAAAGUUCUGGUGUGCAAACGAAUGGUGACGAUCUACCAUCCAGCCCAUUGACCGACGUGGUGACUGAGUUCUCUGAACUGGCUGUUGCACGUGGUGCCCUUGGUCGUUUUUCCGGUGAUCAGGUCAUGAAGCUGAUUAAGAGCUUCCGUGAAUAUGAGCUAUAG
Messenger RNA from Peronospora belbahrii, 1347 nucleotides. The record is from the annotation of a GenBank genome assembly. NCBI's taxonomy places the organism in Eukaryota, Oomycota, Peronosporomycetes, Peronosporales, Peronosporaceae.